CAAUAUUCUUCACCACCUCUCAUCCUUGCUCUUGUUUGUUCCUUUUAUUGUUUCUUUCUUGAUCAUGUCGCUUGUUGGUAAAAUUAGUACUGAAAUUGGGGUUCAUGCAACUGCUGCAAAGUGGUUCAACCUCUUUGCAACGCAGCUCCAUCAUGUUCAAAACCUUACUGAUAGAGUGCAUGAAACCAAGCUGCAUCAUGGUGAUGACUGGCAUCACAACGAGUCGAUCAAACACUGGACUUGUACAAUAGAUGGUAAGAUUACAACAUGUCUGGAGAGUAUUGAAUCCGUUGAUGAACCGAACAAAACAAUCACCUACAAGCUCUUCGGAGGAGAUAUUGGUCAUAAGUAUAAAGUCUUUAAGCUCAUUUUUCAAGCUAUUGACACCGAUCAUGGGGGUGUUAUUAUCAAAUGGACCGUUGAAUAUGAGAAGAUUGAUGAGAAUGUUGAUCCUCCGUAUGGCUACAUCGAAUACCUGCACAGUGGCAGUAAACAGAUUGAUGGCAAUCUUCUCAAGCCAUAGCUCCAAAAGUUAUGCAGAAAAUAAUUAAUAAGUAAGAAAUAAUUGGCUUGGCCUUAGAAUAUAUAGUGCUUGUCUAGUUAUCAGUAUAAUCGGUGUGAUGUUUGACGAUCGAGAAAGAUGCUUACCUAGAUCGUUCGUUUUGCAUGGAAUAAAUUUGGAAGUGUGUUAAAUUAUGUUAUAUAUAGUGCUCAA
Messenger RNA from Glycine soja, 715 nucleotides. Its product is annotated as MLP-like protein 34. NCBI's taxonomy places the organism in Eukaryota, Viridiplantae, Streptophyta, Magnoliopsida, Fabales, Fabaceae. The transcript has 2 exons. The coding region runs from base 65 to 523 and encodes 152 amino acids. The record is from RefSeq and is a predicted model, not a curated record. Gene Ontology annotation, biological process: defense response.